Molecule: messenger RNA, 1253 nt
Organism: Drosophila elegans
Lineage: Eukaryota; Metazoa; Arthropoda; Insecta; Diptera; Drosophilidae
Gene: Gr47b
Product: putative gustatory receptor 47b
Exons: 3
Coding region: 1-1248 (415 amino acids)
Biological process (GO): sensory perception of taste
Cellular component (GO): membrane
Source: RefSeq, a predicted model, not a curated record
AUGCGGCUAGACGAUGGCUUUGUUUACUGCUACGGGAAUUUGUACAGCCUGCUGUUCUACUGGGGAUUGAUCACGAUCCGGGUGAGGAGUACGGGUCAAGGAGGAGCAGUUUCAACCAGGUGGACAGUGGGCUAUGCAUUAUUGGCGCGCUUUUUACUGCUCAUCUGCUUCCUGGGCAGCCUGAUGGCGAAGCUGAAGGAUCCGGAGAUGGCAGCGGCCAUGUAUGAGCACCUCAGCCCGCUGGUUAAGGUGAUCUUCACCUGGGAGUGCUUCAGCUGCUGGAUCACCUACUUGGAAUUCUGCCUGUCGCUGGACAGUCAGCGGAGCAGGCACCUGCGACUCCUGGCCAGCAUGCAGCAGUUCGAUCGGUCUGUCGUGGAGGUGUUUCCUCAGGUUAAGUGGAACUACCAACGCUCUCGAUUGAAAUAUUGGUAUGGCACUGUGAUCGUCGGCUUUUGUUUCUUCUCCUUUUCCAUCUCGCUGGUCUUCAAAACGGUGCGUUGCACCUGCGGCAUUCCAUCCACAUUGCUGAUGGCCUUUACCUACACUCUGCUGAUGAGCUCCGUGGGAUUGUUGGGCUUUGUGCACAUCGGCAUCAUGGACUUUCUGCGGGUGCGCCUGCGAUUGGUUCAGCAGCUGCUCCGGCAACUUUAUCAAGGUGAAGGGAGUGGACAAGAGGUUCACGAACGGAUUGCCCACCUGUUCGACCUGUCCAAGCGUUGCUCUUUUCUUCUGACCGAACUGAAUGGAGUGUUUGGGUUUGCAGCCGCCGCUGGCCUCUUCUACGACUUUACCGUCACGACCUGCUUGGUGUACGUCAUUUGCCAGAAGCUGCUGUACAGAGAGUCCUGGGACCUGGAGUACUUGUUCAUGCUGCUUCACGUGGUUAUACACACCUACAAGGUGGUAAUCACCAGCACCUAUGGGUAUUUGCUGCAGCGAGAGAAGCGCAACUGCAUGCACUUGCUGAGCAACUACUCGAGAUACUUUCCGGACCAGGAUGUGGCUCGCCGGCAGACGGAGGACUUCCAGCACUGGCGCAUGCACAAUCGGCAGGCGGCUCUGGUGGGCAGCACAACAACACUCAAUGUUUCCACCAUUUACGUGAUCUACAACGGCAUGGCCAACUAUGUGAUCAUCCUGGUCCAGCUUCUGUUCCAGCAGCAGCAGAUCAAAGAGCUCCAACUGUUAUCGGGCAGGGAUGUUGACGUUUUUGGACCCAUGGGCCCCAUUACUCACAUGGAUUAAACGAA